UCAAAUGUCCUGAAACUGGCGGCUGGAUGUCAAAAGGCAGGAAAUGCUACAAAUGGGGACCAUCUCCCAAAGAUUUUAACGACGCCGCAGCUUACUGCAACAAACAUAACGCAAAAAUACAGUUAAUUGAAAGUCAAGAAGAAAAUGACUUUUUUAGAGAAAACUCGAGUAGUACAACUUACUGGCUGGGUCUAACUAACGUUUACAAGACGAGAAGAACCAAGUAUUUCACAAACUGGAAAGAAUCGAGAAGUCAGUAUUCAUUUUACAAUAACGACUACUGCGCCAGUUGGGGAUCUGAAACGGGAUAUUGGUAUCUAACAGAUUGUGACAACUUUCGUUUGUUUUUGUGUGAAAAAAUUGCAGAAUGCAUUCAGGGACGAUUUGGGCAAAACUGCGAAAAAACGUAUCAUUGUUACGGUGAACACAGCAGCGGCAGAGAUAACACGUGCAAAUAUGGCUGUCAUAAAGGAUGGAUGGGAAAAUCCUGUGAUAUUCUUAAAGUAAAAGUUACAGCCCUCUACUACUGCCUGAAAUCGAGUACACACGGACAUAUGUUAAUCAUCAGAGCAGACCAACGUGGUAUCGACUACCAACAGGUGUUAGCUGUAGACGAAAACGGCGACCCCGCGACGACCUGCAACAAGAGUACAUUCAGCAAGCAGGGCGACAAACUCCAAAUGACAAUCGGAAGAAACACGUCUGAUUCAGAAGACUUCCGGCCGGACUGUGGAGCACAACGUAUAUCAAAAAACGUCUUCAAAUGGAGAUUCCAAUUUAUCGAGUUUUCAGGAGCGCAGUCUAUUUAUGACAUCAUUUUUGAAAUGACAUGCGACUUUGAUAAAGCCGACAGUCUACAAAGAGGGGCGACAACAAAGAGCAAGAAAAAAAAGAUCAAGACCAAGUCACUGUCGAAGACACAGCUCCUAGUAGAACUAACGGUAAAAGAUCCGUACACUGGACUCCCGCUCAAGAAAGCCAAACUAAACCAAAACGCCAGACUCGUCUUAGAGCUGAAUACCACAGAUGAAGACAUGGCCGUCAAGAAAAUAUCUCCUUAUAGCUGCGUGGCGGGAACUGAAGAUGGCGUUCAUGCAGUGGUGUUCCUAGAUCACAAUGGAUGCACCAAUGAGGGCGCUCAGAUUAUUAUUUCCGAGGGUAACGGCAAAACCUAUUGGUCGAAACCAUUCCACACGUUCACCUUCCCGGGAUAUAGUCACGUGGUGUUCAGCUGUCAGUUUGAUGUAUGCUUCACCAAUGACGACAGACUUUGUAAUGACAGAUGUACAUUUUUGAAAGAAACGUCGAUGAGUGGACUUCAUAAACAGAUUUCGAUGAACUUCCCGUCUGGCUCCAACCACACGGCGACUAGGCUGGAACUGGUGUAAUCGAACUAUUUCAUUCUGUCUCAGAGUUCUGUGUCUGAACUCGACUAAAUUUGGUCGAGUAUUUCAGAGCAUGUGAUGUCAGUGCAACCAAUUAAUCUAGCGACUGUUAUCUAGCCCGUGGACUAAAUUUGGUCGAGUAUUUCAGAGCAUGUGAUGUCAGUGCAACCAAUUAAUCUAGCGACUGUUAUCUAGCCCGUGGACUAAAUUUGGUCGAGUAUUUCAGAGCAUGUGAUGUCAGUGCAACCAAUUAAUCUAGCGACUGUUAUCUAGCUCAUGGACUAAAUUUGGUCGAGUAUUUCAGAGCAUGUGAUGUCAGUGCAACCAAUUAAUCUAGCGACUGUUAUCUAGCCCAUGGACUAAAUUUGGUCGAGUAUUUCAGAGCAUGUGAUGUCAGUGCAACCAAUUAAUCUAGCGACUGUUAUCUAGCCCAUGGACUAAAUGUGGUCGAGUAUUUCAGAGCAUGUGAUGUCAGUGCAACCAAUUAAUCUAGCGACUGUUAUCUAGCCCAUGGACUAAAUGUGGUCGAGUAUUUCAGAGCAUGUGAUGUCAGUGCAACCAAUUAAUCUAGCGACUGUUAUCUAGCCCAUGGACUAAAUUUGGUCGAGUAUUUCAGAGCAUGUGAUGUCAGUGCAACCAAUUAAUCUAGCGACUGUUAUCUAGCCCAUGGACUAAAUUUGGUCGAGUAUUUCAGAGCAUGUGAUGUCAGUGCAACCAAUUAAUCUAGCGACUGUUAUCUAGCCCAUGGACUAAAUGUGGUCGAGUAUUUCAAAGCAUGUGAUGUCAGUGCAACCAAUUAAUCUAGCGACUGUUAUCUAGCCCAUGGACUAAAUUUGGUCGAGUAUUUCAGAGCAUGUUAUGUCAGUUAUCUAGCCCAUGGACUAAAUUUGGUCGAGUAUUUCAGAUCAUGUGAUGUCAGUGCAACCAAUUAAUCUAGCAACUUAUCUAGCCCAUGGACUAAAUUUGGUCGAGUAUUUCAGAGCAUGUGAUGUCAGUGCAACCAAUUAAUCUAGCGACUGUUAACUAGCCCAUGGACUAAAUUUGGUCGAGUAUCUCAG
Molecule: messenger RNA, 2443 nt
Organism: Gigantopelta aegis
Lineage: Eukaryota; Metazoa; Mollusca; Gastropoda; Neomphalida; Peltospiridae
Exons: 11
Coding region: 27-1388 (453 amino acids)
Biological process (GO): biological process involved in interspecies interaction between organisms
Cellular component (GO): external side of plasma membrane
Molecular function (GO): carbohydrate binding
Source: RefSeq, a predicted model, not a curated record